CCCAAACCCCAUAGCAACUAAGCUGCAGUUUCCAAAGUAUAUCAGCAUCUUCUUCUCUUUCCCCUUAGCCCACUCCUCCACUAGGGUUCUCCGCCACCCCCACCCCCACCCCCCUUCUUGAACCUGACCCCCCAACCACUCAAAUCUCUUAAAAGUCAUAGAUCUAUCAUGUAUUUAAACCUCACCCAAGAACUCAUAAAUAUACUUUCCCCCUUAAUUAACACUAGUUGACUCAUGUCAUGUGCAAUAACAUUUUCUUGAUUUUUUUUUUCCACUUCCCAAUAUGAACCAAAAUCAUAGUCGCUUAAUUUCUACUAGAUCUUUACACAUCAUUUUCUUCUUCAAUCUUUAGCAUCCCCACCUUAAAAAUCUUGUCUUUUUUUUUUUUUGUAUUUUCAUCAUUGGCAAAAUUAUUUUUGAUUAUGCUAUAUAGGUAUAAUGAUGAAGAGGACAAUGCGACCAUUGUUCAGUGUAUUACUGUUAAUAGCUGUGGCAGCUACACUUGCUGUUAGAGUUACACUUCGUAACAGCUCUAUUGAGCUAAAAAAUGAAUACCCUUUUGCUAAAAAACCAAUAUUAAAUGAGACAUUAUUGAAAUAUGCAUCUAUUGAUAUUGGUGAACCCCAGUUGAAAAAAGAUGUUGAGGAGUUAGUAGAAGGUAAUUUUAGAUCAGGCCAUAACAGGCAUAGAUCAUUUUUAUCUUCUGGAAAAUAUAGAAUAGAUAUAAGGCCAAGAACAGCUAGAGGUAUACCUGUACAACUCCGGUCACCGGAGUUUUAUCGCCUUUGGCAAAGUUUUAGAAGGCAUUUACAAGAUUGGUAUAGAAAUAGAAAGGUUUAUAAGGAUGUUAUGGUGGAUUUGGUGAAUACAAUGGGAUUAAAGAAGAGAUAUAAAUCAUGUGCUGUUGUAGGAAAUAGUGGGAUUUUGUUGAAAAGUGUUUAUGGUGAGUUAAUUGAUACUCAUGAAGCUGUAAUUCGAUUGAAUAAUGCGAGAACUGCAGGGUUUGAACAUAGAGUAGGUUCAAAAACUACUCUUUCAUUUGUGAAUAGUAACAUUUUGCAUCUUUGUGCAAGGAGGGAAGGUUGUUUUUGUCAUCCAUAUGGAGUGAAUGUGGGGUUAGUUAUGUAUAUAUGUCAGCCCGUGCAUUUCUUGGAUUACAUGGUGUGUAAUUCAUCGCACAAAGCACCGUUAAUUGUAACUGAUUCGCGCUUUGAUAUGUUGUGUGCUAAGAUUGUGAAGUAUUAUUCGUUAAAACGAUUUGUGGAGGGAACCGGGAAGAGUCUUCAAGAAUGGGGUCCUGCUCAUGAUGGAGCUAAUUUCCAUUAUUCUUCUGGUUUUCAAGCUGUGAUGCUUGCUUUAGGUGUUUGUGAAAAAGUUAGUGUUUUUGGAUUCGGGAAAUCCACUUCAGCUAAGCAUCAUUAUCAUACAAAUCAGAGGGCUGAGCUGAAGUUACAUGAUUACGAUGCUGAGUAUGAUUUCUACCGCGAUUUGGUGGAGAGACCACAGGAAUUACUCUUGGAGAUUCUGCAAGAUGGCACAGUUCGGAAAGUCUUUGCAACAGAUAUCACAUUGGAGUAAUCCAAGAAGUGGAUGUUUCAUUUGGCAUUGUCCUCUGUCGUAGGAAGUCGUGUUCCUGUCAUAAAUAACUGAUUUAAGUUAAUGAUAAAGGAUCUGUGGAUUUGUGAUCUUCGGUCCGCUGUUCUAUAAUGCUCAGUGUAGAGUGUGAGCCCCCGACCCACCCACACACAAAGACACAAAGAGAAAAGGAAAAAGAAAGAGAAACAGCACAAGACAAAAAGAGCAUAUGCUCUCCCAUGAGCCUCCUCAAGUAUUGAGAUAAGGCAUGAAAGGGUUUUACUUUGUAUUUUUGUUUUAGGAUGUAGUCGCUCUUUCUAUUUUAUUUAAUAAUCUGGCAAAAAAGUUAUGUUAGCCAUGAAACACUGUGAUACAGAUGCCCUGUUCAUGCUCCUACAUAUUUGACUCUAUUGUUUUGCAGGCAAGCUACAUUCUGGCUUUCCAUCUUUUUAAGCCAGUCACGUUUAAGUCUGUCCCUUGGUCUUAAAUAAACGGAAAGUUUGCUGCAA
Lycium barbarum (goji berry) is the source of this 2084-nucleotide messenger RNA. RefSeq names its product beta-1,6-galactosyltransferase GALT29A. The record is from RefSeq and is a predicted model, not a curated record. The coding region runs from base 439 to 1578 and encodes 379 amino acids. Gene Ontology annotation, molecular function: sialyltransferase activity. The transcript is spliced from 2 exons. NCBI's taxonomy places the organism in Eukaryota, Viridiplantae, Streptophyta, Magnoliopsida, Solanales, Solanaceae.